ACUCUUUUCUAAGGAGGAAAAUAAAGUAACAAUAAACAUGGCUCUUCUUGGAAUCUUUCUUGUGGUGGCAUAUUUUUCUGUGGUCUCACAACAUGUCAUUGGAUAUGGAAAUUGGAUCAAUGCUCAUGCCACUUUCUAUGGUGGAAGUGAUGCUUCUGGAACAAUGGGGGGUGCUUGUGGAUAUGGAAACCUGUAUAGCAGUGGAUAUGGGACAAAUACAGCAGCACUAAGCACAGCACUAUUCAACAAUGGAUUAACAUGUGGAGCAUGCUAUGAAAUAAAGUGUGUGAAUGACCCACAAUGGUGUCUUCCAGGCUCCAUUGUAGUAACUGCCACUAAUUUCUGUCCUCCUGGUGGAUGGUGUGACCCUCCAAAUCACCAUUUUGAUCUCUCACAACCUAUUUUCCAGCACAUUGCACAAUACAAAGCUGGAAUUGUGCCUGUAGUUUAUAGAAGGGUAAGGUGCAGGAGAAGGGGUGGAAUAAGGUUCACCAUCAAUGGACACUCAUACUUCAAUUUGGUGCUAGUGACAAAUGUUGGAGGUGCAGGUGAUGUGCAUGGUGUGGCCAUUAAAGGGUCAAGAACAAGAUGGCAAUCCAUGUCAAGGAACUGGGGGCAAAAUUGGCAAAGCAACUCAUACCUCAAUGGCCAAAGUCUUUCUUUUAUAGUCACCACAAGUAAUGGACACAAGGUCUUGUCUUAUAAUGUUGCCCCACCUAAUUGGUCCUUUGGACAGACCUACACUGGAAGGCAAUUCAACUACUAACCAAUUAAAUUAAUAAGUUACCCUUAAUUAAUUAAUUCAGAAUAUUAUUUUUCAAAAUAAUUUUCAGUAAUAUUUCUCUAUUUUAAAAUAUCUGUUUUUUUCUGAUAUUUCGAUAUCUCCAUAUUUAACAUAUAUAUAUAUGGAUGUGUCGAAUUUCUAAAGUUGACAGAUAUUUUAAUUUUAAAAAAAUUAUUAGUAUCCUUGGAUUAUAGUUCGAAGAACUAUAUAUGCGAAGGUUGAAUUGUAGUGUAGGGUGAGUCAUUGUUUGGCUGAAUGGAUAAUUAAGAAGAUUUAGCCCUUAAUAGUUUGAUUUUUAUAUAUAAUUAUUAUAAUAAUUAUAUAUUUGUAUGUAUUAUAGCAAGGUGGGCUUUUGCAAAUGAUGUGGUAGCUUUAUUUAUGCUAUGCCUUUGCAAAAGGGCUACAUUGCUCUAUUGAGAAAGAUUAAUGUCAAAAGAAGAGGAUUAUUGUUGAUUGUGCACUUAAUUAAUUGUAUUUUCGUUAUUGAAGAAUGAAUGAGAAAUGUCAUAAUGAAUACCCCCCUAUGUGUAAAAAGUAAGA
Arachis stenosperma is the source of this 1324-nucleotide messenger RNA. Its product is annotated as expansin-A15-like. Gene Ontology annotation, cellular component: extracellular region. The record is from RefSeq and is a predicted model, not a curated record. Gene Ontology annotation, biological process: plant-type cell wall organization. The transcript is spliced from 4 exons. Bases 38 to 766 code for a protein of 242 amino acids. NCBI's taxonomy places the organism in Eukaryota, Viridiplantae, Streptophyta, Magnoliopsida, Fabales, Fabaceae.